AUGAUGAAGACAGACUUUACAGAAGAGCGUAUGUGGUUACAAUUACAGCAUGAGCUAAGCCUGAGGAAACUAAUAGAGGGUUCAGAGUAUGAAGAGGAACUGAGGUAUGACUUCAAUAUAAAAGGGGAACUGAGGCAUCUGGAUACAAAUGAUUCCUUUGUUUUCAAUUAUUACAAGAAUGCACAUGAGCAGAAUCAUAAACGCUAUCAAGUUUUGGGACAUUUGAUUACCCAAUAUGUUUAUGAGCUCCUGGAAAGAGUCUGCAUGCUGCAGAAAGUUUAUAUUCCUACUGAUGCUACACAGGAUGAACCCAGAAGUUUCUUUUUCACGAGUGAGAAUGCACUAACAAGUUCUUCUAGUCUAAUUGUCCUUCUUCAAGACCGUGGCAUUUUCUGUGCCGGACAGUGGGGGCAAAGGACCAUUGUCAGUGAGGGCUUGUGGCAUGGAACACAAAUACCGUUCAUCAAAAUGGCCCUUCAAAGCCACGAGGGAGUGAUUGUACUAAAUCCCAAUGACAACUUCAUUGACCUGAAGACUGAAAAGGAGAGGUUAAGCUUUUCUGCUAGGGAAGAAGCACUGAAUUCUACACAGGCUGUCUGGUGGAUCCCCAAGAGGGGCAGCAGCAGCCCUGAGGAGCAUACCAUAUACGUAUGGGAUCAUUUCAUUUCAAAGAGCGCAGCCAAGCAUGUGGCUUUCAUUGCCCACGGCUAUGGUGGCUUGGUGUUUGUUGAUCUGCUGGUGCAGAGAAAAUGGGAGGUAAUGAACAAAGUAUACUCUGUGGCAUUCAUCGACUCCAUGCACAACACACAGCACCAGACGAGAGGCGACCCACAAAUACAAGAAUGGAUACAGAAAUACUGCCGUGAAUGGGUGUCAAACAGCAAGCCUCUAGAUAAAGCUGUGGGUUGUCACGUGAGAGUGAGUUGUCCUACCGUCUCUGCUGGAACAGAAAAUUAUGGUCUAGCGCCUUCCUGCUGCUUACAUGCUAUCUUUAAGUACCUGAGGAGCACACUGAAAGCCAAGACCACAACAGCCUUUAGGCAUUCACCUGUUGCAACCAGAAGCUGCACAAGUAUGAAGAGAGGCAAUAAAUAA
Molecule: messenger RNA, 1095 nt
Organism: Tauraco erythrolophus (red-crested turaco)
Lineage: Eukaryota; Metazoa; Chordata; Aves; Musophagiformes; Musophagidae
Product: putative protein ARB2BP
Biological process (GO): regulatory ncRNA-mediated heterochromatin formation
Cellular component (GO): nucleus
Molecular function (GO): siRNA binding
Source: RefSeq, a predicted model, not a curated record